AUGCAUGAUCUUGCGAAGAAUGUUUUCGGGGAUAAUGAAUUGCUACCUCUUAAAGUAAGUGAGUCCAAUGAUAUUUCUAAAGGUCGUCGGUUACAAUUAAAAAUUGAUAAAGACUUACCACCAACAUUUCUAAAAAGCUUAAGUAGUGCAAAGAAGUUGAGGACCGUUUUCGUGCUUGAAGAUUCUAAGGUUGACCCUAUUAUAUUCUCAAAAAAUAAGCAAUUACGCGUAUUACAUGUGUGUGAUUCGUCAGAUAUCGCCAUCACAAAGCCUCCUUAUUUAAGUUUGAAGUUUAGACAUUUAAGAUAUCUUUACCUCUCCUCUCUCAAUCUUACUGAAGUUGUUUAUGAUGGAUCCAUCAGUAACCUGUAUAAUCUGGAGACGUUGAUCUUCACUGGAAUAGAAUGUGUUGAAAAUCUUCUUUCAAACAUCCAAUGUCUUAAUAAUUUGAGGAUAUUUUGUUUCGUGAAUUGCCCUUUAUUAGAAACAUUACCCGAAGAGUUUGGAGCCUUGACACAACUGCGUUCUGUUGAUCUAAAAGGUACUGAGACCAAAAUAUUACCUGAGUCCUUCGCUUAUCUCAGCAAUCUUGAGGAUGUAAAUCUUAUGUUGUCUGGGCCUCCCAAAGAGGUAAAGAAUUGGAUAAAUCUGAGAAGAUUUUAUUAUUUAACUGGUUGCGCACCAGUGGGUAUAGGAAAUUUAGUUUUCCUUCGGAAGCUGUCUUACUGGGUAAGAGAUAAAGACAUCGAUAUGCCUGAAUGUGAUGAUGGUGUUGAAGAAUUCGGAAAUCUAAACCUCCUUGAGAAGUUAUAUCUUUGUAAUCUCAAUAAUGUGAAAGACCCAAUAGAUGCUGAGAGAGUGAAUUUGAAGGAAAAACAGAACCUGCGCGUACUGCAACUACAUUGGGAUGCACCAGAAGAUGUGGAUCUGAGUCGAACUUUAUCAUACUCGUAUGGUCCUUCUGGAAGAAUUGUGUCUUCCGCUCCCUGCCUUCAGCUUCUGAUGCUACGUAAUCUUCGUAAACUGAAAGUUGCUAACUGCAACAAGUUCCAAGGCUUUCAAAUAAAUGAUGGUGAUGAGAAUGAUAACAGGAAUGAGGUUGCUCUGUUCGGAACUGAGAUUUACUUUGACUGUCUUAAGAAAUUGCAAUUAAUAGAUUGUCCGGUUCUUAAGCAUCUGCCAGAUUUAGGGAGAUUUGAUGCCUCUUUUGCAACUGACAAGACCUCUGCAGGCCGCAGAAGCCACAGUUUGCAGUCGAGCGUAAUCGCCAUACUUGCUAUGCGUUAUCUCAAGUGGGUUACAUUAAUCGCCAUACUUGCUUGGGUGUAUACGUGGACUAUGGAUACACCCAAGGACCAUGCUAUUGCUCUUCAUGGUAUGUAA
Messenger RNA from Papaver somniferum (opium poppy), 1383 nucleotides. RefSeq lists its product as uncharacterized. Bases 1 to 1383 code for a protein of 460 amino acids. The transcript has 6 exons. Lineage: Eukaryota; Viridiplantae; Streptophyta; Magnoliopsida; Ranunculales; Papaveraceae. The record is from RefSeq and is a predicted model, not a curated record.